AUAUGGAUUGGUAAAAAGGGAGAAGCAAAACAUAUUUUUGGGAAGAUUUUUUAUAGACUUUGAAGAGAAGGCAUUAAUCAGACAGAAAACAUCUGAUUUGAAAUAUGUAACUGAAAAAUCAACACCAAUUACAGACAUGCCUCAACUUGGAGAUGAUGUGGUUAUUACUGUAAGAAAUAAAAAUUCCUCGAACAUGAUGUCUGCUGAAAUCAACUUUUACAAGAACAGUGAAUUGAUAGCAAGCAGUGAGUUGUCAAACCACAGUUUCCUUCCUUUUAUAGAGGCUGUUGAAAAAGUUGAAGAGUCACCAGAGAUUCUUGUAUACCCCCAAUACAUACCUAAAAAUACGGUUUCUCUGCCAGCAGGAUGGCAAGUUGGCAUGAAACUUGAAGCUCUAGAUGUAAAAACUCCAAAUCUCAUUUGUGUUGCUACAGUUGAAAGAUUGAUAGCUCAACUGGGAAAAUUGUUUGAUUCAACUUUGAUGGCUGGGGAAAUAAUUAAUGACUACUGGGAUAUGCGAAUUCUCCAAAUUUUUCAUCCUAUAGGAUUACUGGUAUGCUAA
Ruditapes philippinarum (Manila clam) is the source of this 562-nucleotide messenger RNA. RefSeq lists its product as uncharacterized. The transcript is spliced from 5 exons. Gene Ontology annotation, cellular component: nucleus. NCBI's taxonomy places the organism in Eukaryota, Metazoa, Mollusca, Bivalvia, Venerida, Veneridae. The record is from RefSeq and is a predicted model, not a curated record. Gene Ontology annotation, biological process: regulation of DNA-templated transcription. The annotation marks the transcript as partial.